Messenger RNA from Sphaeroforma arctica JP610, 1227 nucleotides. RefSeq lists its product as hypothetical. NCBI's taxonomy places the organism in Eukaryota, Ichthyosporea, Ichthyophonida. Gene Ontology annotation, biological process: germ cell development. The transcript is spliced from 5 exons. Gene Ontology annotation, molecular function: protein binding. The annotation marks the transcript as partial. The record is from RefSeq and is a predicted model, not a curated record.
UUUGCUUAUAGUUGCGUGCAUCCGCACUGUUGGUGUACUCUCUAGCUAUGAAUUUAAUGUGGAGAAGCAUCACAGUUCGAAAUGGGUCAAUAUAUGUCGCGGACUAGGCGGACUAGAUUAUCCCAACUACCACGGACUACAGCGUAUUAUGCGACACCCACUACUAUGGGUGCCCACACACCCGCAACUACGCACGUACUCAUCGCCGGAGAUGCAAGGGCACCACCAGUUACUUUAAAACGUUCGCGUACGCAAGAUGAUGGUAGUGAAGAUGAAGAAGGAGAUAAAGCCCAAAUAAAGAAGAGACGAGUUGAGAACACAUAUUAUCAGGUUGUAGGAGACUUAAAGCACACCUCGGAGUACAUGUUCACACAGCUCUUUGAGAAUGGCGUGGGUAGUGAUGUGUGCAUAACGGCUUUGGGUCACUCGUGGCAUCUGCAUAAGGUAUUGCUACGCCAAUCAAAGUUCUUUGACUGUAUGUUCUCGGGGAGGUGGGCGGAUGAUAGCGACAGUAAUGUGACACUCACAAUCGACGAUCCUAACGUUGACGUGGCGGCGUUGUCCACGUGCUUUGCGUCCAUGUAUGGUGAUAGCAUUGUUAUUACUGUGGAUGGUCUGAUAUCGCUCGUGGCCAGCGCGACACUCCUGCAGCUCGACAACGUCCUCGACCGUUGCUUAGCAACCGCCAAGGGAUCCCUGGACUCCAGCAACGUCCUCACUCUAUACGAAGCUGCUCGCAUGUACGGCAUGACAGGCAUAGAAACACUCACAGUCGACUACCUCAGCUCAAGAAUACUCCUGUACGCAGAAGACACCCACACGCCACCCAUCAACUGGUUACUCGGGCUGGAUGCUGCGCUUAUGCAGCGCCUUGUGGUGUCAUCGACGUUGUGGGUGUUCACAGUGGAGCUGGAUGUGUACUCACUAUGCUGCAUGUGGAUGUACGCUCAGAUUGAACGCGAUACCAUUGAGGAGUACAUUGACAAGACAUCGUCCGACGACUGCAGUAAACUGCUUAAGGGCUGGUCCGAAGAGUUUUUCUCGUCCUGGGCUAAAGAGAAUAAGGACACUGCGUUUCUCAACAGUGAGAUAGGCCAGCGGUACAUACCUGUGUUUAGAGCACUCCGUUUAGAACACGUUAUAAACGCCAUCGAACAUCUGGACAAGGUGGAGACGGAUGCGAUCAUACCCAGGGACUGGGUACAUGCCGCUGUCUAUAACUGGUGG